AUGCAGACGGCCAACAACAGCAACAACAACAUUCAAUACGCCAAAGCCAACUCAUCCAAACACCCACAGCUGGCGGUCUUCGAAAGCCAGAAAGCGGAUCUCAGUCGGGCAUCGUUUGCGUUCUUGUUCGGCGAGAUGGUGACUUACGCGCAACGGAGGGUUACUGGUAUUCAAGACCUUGAGAAGCGUCUGAAUGAACAAGGCUACCCCCUCGGUCUCCGCCUACUGGAUCUCCUCUUCUACCGCUCCGUCUCAAGCGCAUCCUCCUCCGCCCUCUCAUCAUCAUCCACAUCCUCGUCUCCACCAAACCGUCCACUCCGAAUUCUCCCUCUCCUCCAUCUCAUCCACGGACCACUCUGGCGCCUCCUCUUCCAACGACCCGCUGACGCCCUUGAACACUCCGUCUCCCCCGACACUCCCAACGAAUACAUGAUCACCGACAACGACCCGCUCGUAAACACAUACAUUAGCGUGCCCAAGGAAAUGAGUAUGCUCAACUGUGCUGCUUUUGUCGCGGGGAUAAUUGAAGGUGUAUGCGAUGGAUGUGGAUUUGAGGCUAAAGUUUCGGCGCAUAAUCAGGGCACGGAGAUGUGGCCUGGUAGAACGGUGUUUCUGGUACGGUUUGGUGAGACGGUUAUGGAGCGGGAGAAUGUGCUUGAGCGUGCGGGUGUUAAGUAA
Talaromyces amestolkiae is the source of this 678-nucleotide messenger RNA. RefSeq lists its product as uncharacterized. The record is from RefSeq and is a predicted model, not a curated record. NCBI's taxonomy places the organism in Eukaryota, Fungi, Ascomycota, Eurotiomycetes, Eurotiales, Trichocomaceae. Gene Ontology annotation, biological process: endoplasmic reticulum to Golgi vesicle-mediated transport. The coding region runs from base 1 to 678 and encodes 225 amino acids. Gene Ontology annotation, cellular component: TRAPPII protein complex; TRAPPI protein complex; TRAPPIII protein complex. The transcript is spliced from 3 exons.